Staurois parvus is the source of this 426-nucleotide messenger RNA. The record is from the annotation of a GenBank genome assembly. Lineage: Eukaryota; Metazoa; Chordata; Amphibia; Anura; Ranidae.
AUGGGCCCCUGUACCGCCUCCUCAUGCUGCUGCCAGGCCCGUAAUCUGCCAUGGGCCCCCGUACCGCCUCCUCAUCAUGCUGCUGCCAGGUCCAGUCUGUCAUGGGUCCCUGACGGCCUCCCAUUGCUGCUGUCUCCAUCGCCACACUCUGCCAUGUGCCACUUUCAGGUCUCCUCACACUGCUGGUGUGUUCCAUUUUGUCAUAGGGUGCUGGCAGAUUACGGGCCUCCCAUUGCUGCUGCCAGGCCCGUAAUCUGCCAUGGGCCCCCGUAAUCUGCCAUGGCCAGGCCCGUAAUCUGUCAUGGGCCCCUGUACCGCCUCCUCAUGCUGCUGCCAGGUCCAGAGUGUCUCAUGGGUCCCUGUACGGCCUCCCAUUGCUGCUCCCAUCGCCACACUCUGCCAUGUGCCACUUUCAGGUCUCCUCAC